This is a messenger RNA of Centruroides sculpturatus (bark scorpion), 1155 nucleotides long. Its product is annotated as acetylcholine receptor subunit alpha-like. The record is from RefSeq and is a predicted model, not a curated record. The transcript has 6 exons. Gene Ontology annotation, biological process: regulation of membrane potential; signal transduction; chemical synaptic transmission. The coding region runs from base 34 to 1155 and encodes 373 amino acids. Lineage: Eukaryota; Metazoa; Arthropoda; Arachnida; Scorpiones; Buthidae. Gene Ontology annotation, cellular component: synapse; membrane; neuron projection. Gene Ontology annotation, molecular function: neurotransmitter receptor activity; transmembrane signaling receptor activity; extracellular ligand-gated monoatomic ion channel activity.
CUUUUAGUUCUUUGCCAGAACGACACUCGUUUUAUGAGCUACAAAAGAUUAAGACAAAAGUUAUUAAGUAAUUACAAUAAAAAUAUAAGACCUGUUCAAUCUGGUGGAAACAUGACAGUAAUCAAUAUUACUCUGGCCGUUCUCCAUAGUUUCGAUUUAAUCGAAGAGAACGAAACUCUUGUUUUAGAUGGAUUUAUUCGAUUGAAAUGGUUAGAUUCUCGGUGGAAAUGGAAUCCAAGCGAGUUUGGAGGAAUCGAUUUCUUUUCUAUGGGAGUAGAUGAAGUUUGGUUACCGGACAUUUCUGUAUACGAAAGUAUUCCGGCCGAGAAGGUAAGAAGUUUAUUGAUGACAAGACCCAUGCUCUAUCCAUCUGGAAAAGUAACCUGGUCACCUAGAGUCAUUUAUCAAUCUCAUUGUCCAUUGACAUUCGAUAAUUAUCCAGAUACCAUUCAAGUGUGCAACAUCACUUUUGGUUCUUGGACUCAGGACGGAAUCAGUGUCGAUUUAAAGAUAGAAUAUCCUUACAUAUAUACUAAUGUAAUGGCAAAAAAUCACAAAUGGCGCUUUUUAAACUAUUCGUCCUCCAGAUUAAUCAAGUACAGAAACAUGAUGCCCAAUCCCUUUGUAAACGUCGUGUACUCUCUACAGUUUCAAAGGUUACCGUCGGGAUUUCAAAAGAUCGUGAAACCUUCCAUAAUUGUUGCCAUGGUGUCGAUGUUGCUCAUGUUCUGGUUGCCCCCGUCGGCAGAUAAGAAAUUAACUUUAGGGACGGUUUCUUUAUUUAUAUUAAUGAUUCUCCUGCUUUAUGUUUCUGCAUUGAAAAUGCCACCUUUGGCUUUCAACUUUUAUGUUUCUCCAGUCCGCUCUGUUAUCUACAUCGUUGUGUCGGCCAUUCUCUCGGAAAUCCUCGUACUGAUAGUCACGAAAUUAACCAUUCGACCACCAGAAAUAAUCACCAAUCUUCUACGCGGAUCUUUAUCCAAAAUAUUAUUUUUGUAUUCGGAAGAGACGAAUCUCGUGCACAUGUGGAUGGACGACAAACUGAAAUGGAAUCCAGAGGAUUAUGGAGACAUCAUGUGGACUCAUUUGGGACCGGACGAAGCGUGGAAUCCGAAUAUUGUCGUUGUAAAUUGGUAUAAAGAUUUAUUUAGUUAA